Cygnus atratus (black swan) is the source of this 9243-nucleotide messenger RNA. RefSeq names its product centrosomal protein 170B (gene CEP170B). The record is from RefSeq and is a predicted model, not a curated record. The coding region runs from base 267 to 5276 and encodes 1669 amino acids. Gene Ontology annotation, molecular function: protein binding. The transcript is spliced from 22 exons. Lineage: Eukaryota; Metazoa; Chordata; Aves; Anseriformes; Anatidae.
GAGCGGGGCGGGCGGAGCCGGCUGGAGGGGCGAGGCGCCCGGCCUGCCGCCGCGCCGGGGCCGGAGCAGGCCGAGACGGGAGGAGAAAAUGCGAGAUUGCGAGAGGAGGAGGAGGAGGAGGAGGAGGAGAGCCAGCAGGGCUGCGCCCCGCGCCGCCGGCCCGUAGCAGCGCCAGCAGCCAGGUGUGGCCGCAGAGGGACGGGAGGUGCCGCGGGCCGUCGCCCUCCGAGUCUAGGAUGUGUAGAGAUUAAGUGCCAAGCGCCAAAAUGAGCGUGACUUCGUGGUUCUUGGUGAGCAGCACUGGCAUUCGCCAUCGGCUCCCUCGGGAGAUGAUAUUUGUUGGCAGAGAUGACUGUGAACUGAUGCUCCAGUCCCGCAGUGUCGAUAAGCAGCACGCUGUGAUCAACUACGACAAGGAGAAAGAUGAGCACUGGGUGAAGGAUCUCGGGAGCUUAAACGGCACAUUCGUCAAUGACGUGAGGAUUCCUGACCAGAAGUACAUCACCCUAAAACUGAACGAUGUCAUUCGCUUCGGCUACGAUUCGAACAUGUAUGUCCUGGAGCAAAUUCAACACAAAGUCCCAGAAGAAGCAUUAAAGCACGAGAAGUACACCAGCCAGCUCCAGAUGAAUUUCAAAGGCACGGCAAUGAAGAGGGCGGAGCAGCCCAUGGAGCAUGGUGUCUACACCGAGUCCCAGCAAGCGAAGCUGGAGAAAGGAGAGAGGAAACCAAUUACAGAGACCAAUACUUAUCGCACCCCUCUUUAUGGGCAGCCUUCCUGGUGGGGGGAAGAUGAUGCAAAUAACAAGGAGGACAGAAGGCAGGAGGAACAUUAUUCAGAUAGAUCAAAAGAGAUAGCCCAGCAUGAAGAGGAACUGAAUGGCAAUAUUUCUGCUUAUAGAGAUUCCCAAGAACAGUCGGUGUUUGCUUUCCGGAGAGAGCCAAGUUACUUUGAGAUCCCAACUAAAGAAUUUCAGCAGCCAUCAAAAUCUCCAGAAACCCAGGUCCAUGAGAUCCCGACAAAGGAUAUCGAUGCUAUAGUAGCUCCAGUUGUGCAGAGUCAUGCCUCUUUCACUAUUGAAUUUGACGACGGUACCCCUGGUAAAAUAAAGAUAAAAGAUCACGUAACUAAAUUUUCACUCAGACAGAGAAGACCUUAUAGCAAGGAACCAGCUCACGCAGAAGUGAUGUCAGCGGAGAGCAAGGUGGCUGACUGGCUCGUCCAGAAUGACCCCAGCUUGAUGAGGCGGCAGUCUCCAGGAGACGAUGUGUACAGUACCAAGAGUGACCUGCCGGUUCACGUGAGGACGCUUAAAGGUUCCCGGUCGUUGACUGAAUCAAGUUGUGUGCCUUCACACCCGUUUCCUUCUCCAAAAAAAGGCAAUAGGCACGAGGACGGGACGCAGAGCGACUCAGAAGACCCUGUGGCACCCAAGGCAGAGAAGGAGACAACGACGGGCAGCGAGCGGGCGGUGGAGCAAACCAAGCUGCAGCGCCAGAUGAGGCGUGACCCCCACGAGAUGCUGCACAACAAGCAGGCGUUCGUCAUCGAGUUCUUUGAGGACACGCCGCGGAAGAAGCGGUCGCAGUCCUUCACGCACAGCGCUCACUCCUCCCAGAGCGACACCGAUCCCGGGCUGAAGACCAAGGUCGAGAAGCGCAAGAACGUGCUGCCGGCGGAGAAGCAGGGCAGUGCGGUGCCUCCAUCCCACAUCGGCACGCAGGCGGGCAAACCCAGUAACAGCUCCUCGGGGACCCAAAGAGCUAGCUCCUUCAAGAGGGAGAAGACAGAGGAUCGGAUCAGCUCUUCGUCCUCCUCCGCUUCCAGAGCAUCAGGCAAAGCCUACGGGAGCGUUGGGAGGAAAUCUAAAAUGGCUCAGGAUUUUAUGGCUGAGUACCUGCGGGAGACUGCUCAGUCGGGGAAAGCAGGGGCUGAGAAACCGGCACCUCAGCCCAUGCCGGCAGCUCCACGCGUGGUUAUAUCAUCAGAACCAGAGUCUGCCUCUACUCCACCUCCGGAGGUAAAGCCAGCCCAGGGCAGGAGGAACGACGAGGAAGAUAGCGUGAGCGAGACGGGCACAUACACCAUCGAGACAGAGUCGCAGGAUAAAGAGGUGGAGGAAGCACGAAAAAUGAUAGAUCAGGUUUUUGGUGUUCUCGAGUCACCUGAAUUUUCCCGAAUAUCCUCAGUCUUCCGACCAGUCAUAAAAGGCGAAAAAGACGACUCUGGUUCUCAUCAGCAUUUAAUCACUGAAAACGGCACUAGUCAGAAGUCACCCUUGCUCCAGGCAUUUGCCUCAAAAGCUGUGAGUGGGUCUCAGGCUGACAUGCAGAUGUCUGUAGCAGCUCAGGGCAGUCAGAAGUGGGUGUCUAGGUGGGCGAGCCUUGCCGACAGCUACUCUGACUCUGGAUCUGUUUCUGGGCAGGCUGACGGAGGUACAGAAAGCGGUGUAGCUACAAAACCUGGGGAACCAGAAAACGCUGUGCCCUUGAGGACGAGGCGCCUUCUUCCCCAGCUCCCGCCAAGCGAUAAAUCGGACAGCCCCACACCCACGGUUCUGGUCUGCCAGGAGGCCUAUUCCGAGGUUACAAAGAGAACCGUCGUGAAGGACCACGGCGUGGAAGCCUAUGGUGAUCCCAGCAGCCGCCUCUUCAUCCAGGAAGACUUGGAUCCAGAUAGCCUCAGCGAUGCCAGCAGAUCCGACGAUGGCUUCAGCUCGGAAAAAAGCAGGAAGUACAAAGAGAACAAUAAAAUGCUAGAUCAGACGGGAGAAGACAUAAAAUCAGAGAGCCGGCAGCAAGGAGCCCCCCGGGUUGCAAACAUGAGAGCUGUAAGUGAGGCAGUUUCUACUUCGUUCUACAUUGGUGAUGACAGCAAUGAUGUGGGGAUUGCCUCCAAGCUCUGUCUGAGCAUGGCCCAUGCUCGAGCAGACAAAGACCCCAAGGAUCAGGAGUUUUCCUUCAAGUCUGCUGGCACACCUGUUCCUGGAAAGCCACCAGUCAAAGACGUCAGUGCUUACAUUAAUGCAGCAGGAAAAAUGGUUAUUUCCCUUCACCAGAGUCCUCAAGAUCAGGAAAAUGUGGCAGGAAAGGAAACAUCGUCUUUUGUUAGACAGGAAAGCUUUACCAAAGAUAAAUCAAGCAGCGGCGUUCCUCAAAAUAAACUUCCGCAUAUUUCAAGUCACCCUCUGCUUAAAGAUUUAGAGGCCGUUCGGUCAACCCGUAUGGACUUUGGUCAGGACACUCAUCUUCUCCUUAAGGAUACCGAAACCGCCUUGGCAGCGCUGGAAGCCAAAUUUCUUGGUCAAAGCCAACAGCUGGAGGCCUCGGAAACUGCUGGUCAGCUGGAGGACUCCUUGUCUGGCGACUCCGACGUGGACACAGCCAGCACGGUCAGCUUGGUGAGCGGCAAAAACGUCCCCACGAGCACCCCGAAACGCAAAGCGGUCGCGAGCUUGCAGAAGGAGAAAUCUUCCUCCACGCCGUCCAUCCAGGACCAGUGCGGGCAGCCGAGCGCGCGGGACAGGCUGACGGAGAAGAGGAAGGCCCACGUGCCGGAGGCGCCGAGGUGCGUGGAGGCCACCAAGCGCUUCCAGAUGAAGCGGAGCGCCGGGACUCGGGGGUCGCUCGACUUCACGGAUGAUGAGAGAAGCUCGAGCCUGCCCUACUUGCCGGUCCCAGACGCCGUCGUGUCUGACCACGAGCACCCGGUAACGCGGCCGGUUCCCAGAAGGAAGCCUUUUCCUCAGGCUGCCAAGGAGGAGCACAGCAAAGCGACGCCGAACGUGCAGAAGAUCCAGCAAGUUCUCACCCGCUCCAAUAGUUUGUCCACCCCACGGCCCACCAGGGCCUCCAAGCUCCGUCGCGCCCGUCUGGGCGACGCUUCGGACAACGAGUGCGUCGAUACCGAGAAAACGGCCUCCAACCACGAAGCCACCGCGCCGGGCUCCAAGCAGACCACAGAGACGAAAAAGCUCUCCCGGCUCGACAUCCUCGCCAUGCCGAGGAAACGGGCGGGCUCGUUCACGGUGCCCAGUGACUCUGAAACCGCGCAGUCGAGGUCGGCGUUUUCGGGCCGGAGCGUGGAGUCCUAUCGGAAGACGGGCGUUGCAGAGGUCAGAGCCGCAGCGAGGAAAACGGCGGCUGCUGCCUCCGCCAAGCAGCCUUUCAGCAGGACCCGCUCAAGCAGUGUCAAGUAUUCUUCCACGUCCACAUCAAGGCGGAGACCACAGGGUUCAGAUUACACUUCUACUUCGGAGGAGGAAUAUGGCUCAAAUCACAGCUCCCCUAAACACAAACGCUCCCAUACUUCAACAGCCACACAGACGCCGAGGAUACGUGGCUCUGGGCUGGGCAAGCAGAAACACAACGGCAGAGAAACGGAUGAUGACGAAGAGUUUGACGACCACCCUGACCCCUACAACUUCAUGGCACAGACAGCAGAGAUAGCAGAAAUAGCCAGACUAAGCCAAACCUUGGUGAAGGAUGUGGCCAUCCUUGCUCGAGAGAUUCAUGAUGUUGCUGGAGAUGGGGACUCACAGAGUUCGUCGGGGACGGGACCAAGCACCUCCCUCAGCUCUGUGCCCAACACUCCUGCUUCUACCAUAUCGGCGAGAGAAGAGAUUGCUCGUAGAUCUUUUCGGCUGGCAUAUCCAUCUCAGCUGGUGCAGCACAUUCCAGAAGCAAGUCUGAACUACCAGAAAGUGCCUCCGGGAUCAGUGGAACUGAAGGAUUUUGACCAAAAUAUGAACGAUAAUAGAGAAGAGGAUCCAUCAAAAAAAACAAGGACAAGAAACCGUGAGGAGGUUAUCUUUGACAACCUGAUGUUGAACCCGGUGUCCCAGUUAUCACAUACAAUCCGUGAAAAUACAGAAAACCUAGCUGAAAAAAUGAAGAUUCUGUUCCAAAACUCAGAAAGGACCUGGGAGGAGAUGGAGGCCAAAAUUAACUCGGAAAAUGAAGUGCCAAUUCUGAAGACAUCAAACAAGGAAAUCAGUUCUAUCCUGAAGGAGCUCAGGAGAGUUCAAAAACAGCUUGAAGUUAUAAAUGCUAUCAUUGACCCUACUGGAAACUUGGAUGUAGUUGCCAGUAACAAAGCAUCUGCUGCUGCUAAACAAUCCACAGCCACUAAAGUCAGGACUGCUAACGCUUCUGGGUCCGCACUGGAGACGUUGUCCCCAGCACAGAUGAGAAACUACACGCAGAAAUCGAACUGUGGCUCUUCUAGCUUGCAAGAUUCGAAUUUCAUUCCAGAUGGAGAGAAAUACGUGAUCUGAUGAAAUAUUUUGUAUUGCUAUCAUACUGUAAUCUACUGUCGCAUUAGUAUUGUAUGUGAGUGGUUUGUGGACAGUUUGUGUGGAGCAGUUGUUUAGAUUGCUAACAUGUUGCACAAAAAAGAAAAUCUAUGCUGUGAGGGUGAAUGGCAAGUCUGUGUAUGCCUUUUAAACAAGACAAGCACUGUGGAGCAGCACAUAUUCAGCAUAGAGGCAAAACGAUUUUUAAAGAAUUACUCACUUAUUCUUCCUGUGUGCCAUAAGAAAACAGGCUUUGCAUACCCUCCAUUCAGUACUGCCGAAGCUAAAGUGUUCUUGCAUUAGCCUGUUUAUAAUUAUUCAGUUAUAACGAGGCGCAGGUUAAAAAAAAAAAAAAACAAAAAAACACAACACUUAUUGGUACUGUAUUUGCUUUGGUUUUUUUUGUUGCUGUUUUUGUUUUUUACUUGUACAAGUGAGCAUUGCAGCUCUGUUGGAAUCAAUGUGUAAAUCCAGCAGAACGAUGGUGCAAUAUAAUGGGUUUCUCAGAGGAACUCUUGCUACAGUUCUGUAAUCAGCAGUCUUAAAAAGGCGAUCACGCUGAAGUUGUACAUAUAUCUUUUUUUUUUUUCAGUCCAAAAAACAAAAGAAGACAGAGCAAACCCUUUGUUGUUUUCUCUUGGGAAAGUAUAAAAGUUAAUGAUGGUGUGAAUGUAAAGAUUUCUAAUACAAUUACUGUUUUUGGUGUUUCAGGCCCAAAGUUUGAUGUAAGUACAAAAAAUCAAAUUUUACAGUUUAGCUUGCCAAAUUUUUGGUACAGUUGCUAUCUUUAAGCUUUUUAUGAACUGUUCAAUCUUUUCGCAAUGAACUAGAAAUACUCCUAGCUGGGCCAAAGACUAAGAUGUUUGAAUUAGCUAAUUGCUAAGAAAAACAUCUGUUCCAGUGGCUCACAUAAUAAAGUUAAUGACACAGUUGCUGUGAACUAGUGUUCACUUGAUGGCACUCAAAAAAUAACAGCGUAAGUGUAGCUCCUCCUUUAUGGUUAGUUCUCCUAUAAUUUUUUUUCAAUGCAAAAGUGCUUGAAAACAGCGGCUCUGUGGUGUUCUUUAGAAACUACCCACCAGUGUCAAGCACUUCAUGUAUCUGAGAUUUUUGUCUGGAUUUUAUUUUUUGUAAUUAUAAUCCUAGAAACACUACUAUGUGCAGUUGCACUAAGCAAUUGCUUGUUUAAAACACAUUGCAUUUUGUAUUCUGCCUUUCAGUUAAGCUGCAAAACCCUAAGCAAUUUCUGUUGCUCUAAAAACAAAAGGUUUGGUUUUGCAGAGGACCUCUUCCAGAUGUGUUUGCUCCCAGUUUUUUCCAUCUUGUAUUGAUUCCUUUUUCAUUCUUCCUGGUCCAUAAACUGUAAUCAGGUAGAGAAAUUCUUCCAUGGUCAUGGAGGAUACAUUUGCUGGGAAAGGUGAGCAGAUGAGUUCCACUUUGCCCUCAUACAGUGUGUAAUUUAACUAGUGAAAUGGUAUCCCAAGCUUGACUGCUGCUUGUGUGCCGACUUUAUAUUUUGGGUGGGUAGUGGAUUCCUUAGUUGCUUCAGUAGUUACCUGAGCUUUUCUGCUAGAAUGUUGUGAAAGUGGGAACCAGUUAAAAUAAUUUAAAUAAGUAGGGAUGCUCACAAAGUGUUUAGUCUUACUAGCAAAGAGCAUGAGUGCUUUCCCGGUGAAGCCAGUGGGAGCUUCCUGUCAAUUUCAGCAGAAACAGGAUCGGUCCCAGAACGGGAAUACGCCAGCAGGCCGUUAGUUUGAGUGUGCAGGACGCUGGCUGGCAAACAAUAGGUCCAAAUAUCCUUCCAAUAUCUUCAGCAGGUUAUAACUCAUCUGCUUAUGUGGAGAUGCUCUUCCAUGAAGAAAUCUGCUGAAUUUCACACAGAUGAAUGCAGAAUAAUAAUAAAAAAUUGCCCAUGAUGCUCUUCUGCCUGUAAUAUACACGCUAUCUGAACGUGUUGAUUCACUUGUUUACUCUGAUCUGUCUUUCCUUGAAAUACCUGACUGUGUCUGUGAUGACUAUCAUCAGUGGUGGUAUUGUUCCUGACAUAUGAAACAUUUUCUCAAGCCCUUCUUUGUUAGGGCUUGAUCUGACCAGGUGCUACCCCAACUCACUAGGAGUUGAAGGACCUUCACAGAUGAGGUAUUGCUGUUAGUUUUGGUUUUGCUGUAGAGACACGUGAAUUACUCAAACAUCUGACUCUUAUUAUUGUUUGAUUGUAUGUUAACCACAUUUCCACAUCUUCGUGGCUACGCUCUAGUGGAUUUUUUUUUCUCUACAAUGUGUCCUUGAUUUGACUUCUGAUUGUUUUCACUUGAAAAUUGCUUGAUUCUUCCUUCCAUGAACACACCAGGAAUGGAUUUCUUCCUUGAUUGCUUUGUUCUGAAUUUGAGAGAGCGCCCGCAGACACCUUACAUCAAUUAAGUCCACCCACAAAAUACGGUACCUCUUCAAGUGACUAAUAAGGAUGCAGCAGUCCGUGUCUGCUUAUAAUUUGGAUGUGUGUUUGAAGGGCUGGGCGGGGAGAUGCACAGGUUGGUUUAUUUGUGACUCAGCCAAAAUACAAAACGCUUCUGUGUCCUGACACAGCGUUCAUGCUUGGAUCUUCGCAUUUAAAACAGUCUUGUUAGUCAGCGAUGAAAUGCAACAUAAUUAUUUCUUGUAUUCACUGUUUCUGAAAUUCAUACACCCCAUUUGCCCAUGUCUGCUCCAGAUACGCCAAAGAGCUAGCCACUUGAGUGUAUCUCCUCUGUUAAUUUUCAGUCUUACACACGGUACUGUGUGCAUCCAUGCCUCCGUGACUGCGGGGUGAGCGUACCAGGUGCGUAGCGGUGUCUUGUUGGCCCAGGACUGGUGUGCAAGAUGCCUUCUGGCUUCGGUGAGCUGUGGAUGGGCCUGGUGUUGAGCUUGGUAGGGGUGACGCUGACCUGUGGGUCGUUCUCAUACCAUUUUGCUUUCACGUGUUUUGUAUUUGACUAAAGAAAUGUAACAAAGGGUGGGAUUUUCAAAGUCUUAGGGAGGCGAGCGCUCAGGCCCUUGUGGGUUUCCAUGCGAUCUGGGUGCCUGAUGCCUUGAGCACCUUUCAAAAUCCCAGCCCUCAGUUCUUCCACUAUACUUGAAAACCAUGUUCUCAGUUCAGCGCUUUCACAUGUAAAAAUCUGUUACUCUGUUGUGCUGGGAUGAAUGUAAAUUCCUGGGAGAAUGUGUAUGAGCUUUGUGUAUGUAGAAUGUGUAUGAGCUUUGUGGGCGAGGACACAGUUGUACCUACAGUGAGGUCAUGUCGUGGUUGUGCUCCAGGAGAAAAGAACGUCUGCAUCAUCUUUGAGUAAUAUUUUAGUAAAGGUAAAACUAGUGGAAUGUUUACAUGCAGCCUACUGAAAAAAAGAGAAUUUAAAAAAGAAAAAAAAAAAAGGAAGAAAAACUGUAAGGUAGUUAAGCGCAAGAUUCUACUAGUUUUUUUCUUGUUUUGCAGAUCACAGUAGCUAUUUUUGGAGUUUGGUAAAUGUGUAUAACUCUUGCAAAGAUCAGACAGAACUACCUGUUCACUUUUGAUGUGCCCCAUGCUGAAUUGUGCCUAUUUCACUAUCUGCUGUUGUUAUGCUGCUGAUUCUGCUGUUCUGAACUGUUCACUGGAUCAUUCCAUUUGCAUGCAACACAAAUGCAAGCUGAGCUGUUUGAGAGUAAAGCUGAAACACAUUUGUAUAACUUGAACUGAUUAAUGACUUUCUCUUUUCCACACCCUCUGGAAAUGCUGUGUAUAAUUUUGAUUUGUUUCUCCUACCUUGAUUUUUUUUCUGCUUUUUUUUAAUGGUAAUUUAUUUUUGUUUGGAUUAUAGGCAGUAUCUGUACAUUUUGUUCCAAGGUGAUAUUGUGGACGUCUUUAAAAAAUAAAAUAAAUUGUUAUUUUAUAUAAUUUUAUCAUAAAGUUGCUCUAAUAAAUCAUUCUUAUAUC